GACGGGAUUCUCCAACCUUUGUUGACACGUCGGAGUGAGUCAUCGCCAUGGCCCUACACAUGGCGUCCCCGGGUGGCGUGCUGUCGGACGAGGAGGAUGGCGGGGCCGCUGUGUUCGAGUCGACUGCCGCGGACGUGGCGGGUCUGAUGGGGUCGCGCCACUGUGGGGCGGCUCUCCCUGAGAUUUCCCUCAUCUCCCCUGGGCUGGAGCCCCCGACACCCCAAAAACAGAAGGGACAGGUGAAGACCGGAGUGGAGAGGCGGGGCAGUGCAGAGGAAGAGGGAGGCUCCGAGAGGGUGAAAGUGUACCUCCGCAUCCGCCCGCUGACGGAGGCAGAGAGGGAGAAAGGGGAGGAGCAGGGCUGUGUGUGUCUCCAGAACGAGGAGACCUUGAUGCUCACAGCCCCGAAGAACUCCUACAACAUGAAGAGCUCGGAGAGAGGAAUCGCUCCCAACGUGCACAAGUUCACCUUCACACAGAUCUCGGGCCCAGAGACGACGCAGCAGGAGUUUUUCGAGCGCACCAUGAAGGAGAUGGUCGGGGACGUCCUGCGAGGAGAGAACAGGCUGCUGUACACCUACGGCGUCACCAAUUCGGGCAAGACCUACACCAUCCAGGGUACGGGGCGCGAGGCAGGGCUGCUGCCCAGGGCCUUGGUGUCCGUGUUCCGGAAGCUUCAGGGCCGGCUCUACGGUGCGCUGGACCUGAAGCCCGUUCUGUGUCAGGAGGUCCGCUGGCUGAACAGCAGCGAGGUUCGGGCUGAGGAGAUCCGCAGAGACGCCCUGAUGAAAGAGGAGGAGAGCGUGGUUUCCCACAAUUCCCGGCUGCAGGGCGGCGCGGGAGUCAGCUGCGACAGCGGCAUCGGGGGCAUCUCUACGGCCAGCUGCACAGCCACGCAGCUGGAAGACUCGGACAGCGUUUGCCUGGACUCGGACAGCAUGUCCCAGAGCGCGGGGGAGAGGCUGGAGGAGGGGGUGCGGUUUUCGGUGUGGGUGUCCUUCUUUGAGAUCUACAAUGAGUUCCUGUACGACCUCCUGGAUGCCCCGCCCUCCCUGCAGCCCAAGAAGAGGCCCCCGCUGCGGCUGUGUGACGAUCGCCACGGCAACCCCUACGUCAAGGAUCUCACCUGGGUGCAGGUGCGCAGUGCUGAUGAGGCCUGGAAGGUUCUGAGGGUCGGACGUCGCAAUCAGAGCUUUGCCAGCACUCACCUGAAUCAUAACUCCAGCCGCAGCCACAGCAUCUUCUCCAUCCGCAUCCUGCAUGUCCAUCCUGAGAGCCAAUCGGAGCAGAGCACACGGAUCAGCGAACUGACUGUGUGUGACCUGGCCGGGUCAGAGAGGUGCAAGGACCAGCGCAGCGGCGAGAGGAUGAAGGAGGCCAACAACAUCAACACCUCCCUGCACACACUGGGACGCUGCAUCAGUGCGCUCAGACACAACCAGAACAACAGGUCUCGGCCGCCCGUGGUGGUGCCGUUCCGGGACAGCAAGCUGACGCGGGUGCUGCAGGGCUUCUUCAGUGGCCGUGGCCGCUCCUGCAUGGUGGUCAACAUCAACCCCUGCGCCUCCACCUACGACGAAACCCUGCAGGCCCUCAAAUUCUCUGCCAUCGCCACUCAGCUGGUCCACGGCCCGUCCACCAAGACGAGGGUGGCCUACAUCCUCUCGCUGCUGCGGGAGCCCGCCCUGAGAGCCAGCGAGAGCACGCUGAUGGAGGAGGAAGAGGAGGAGGGCAGCGAGGACGAAGAGGGAGACAUCACCAUGUUCGACUCCGAGGCGCUGCUGCGGGCCAUCGACGUGCUGAAGGGGGAGGUGCAGCGACAGCGGCAGGAGAAGGAGGCGCUGGAGGCCAGCGUGAGGGAGCAGGUGUGCGGCGAGAUGAUGGAGAUCAUCACCCGCAUGGAGAACGACUUCAGUGAGACCCUGGAGACCCAGAGGGUGCUGGUGGAGGAGAGGUACGAGGACAAGCUCAACACCCUGCAGAAAAGCCUGAAGAGGUUCUACACCCAGGAGAUGGAGGAUCGUGAUGAGCAGAUCGCUCAGCUGGCCGCGGAGCUGAAAGAGAGGAGAACGCCGGGGGCGGGGCAAGGAGAGGCUGUGGGCAUGGCCCCUGUAGCCCCGCCUCCCGAGGUCCCCUCAAACCCUGAGGGCCUCCGUCGCUCCCGGCGACUGGCCACCUCCUCCAGCUCCUCCUCCUCUCAGGCAGGGGAGCUGAACAGGGUGCGAGUGGAGCUGGACCAGUGCCGUGCUGAGCUGCUGGAGAAAACGCAAGGUGAGAAACCAGGGGAGCUGAGGCGUUACCAGGGGCUGCUCGCCCUGCCCGCCCCCACCGGCACCCUCACCGCCUCAGUGGACCGCAAACUGGAGGAGGGACAGAGGAAUCUGCGGCAGCUGCGGGCAGACCUGCAGCGCCUGGGCGUGGACCUGCAGGCGGCCGAGCGAGCCUGCUGCCGCAACACAGGCGGCGAGAGACUGCGCCACGCCCUCACUGCCGCCGACGACAUGCUGGCCAAGCAGGACCAGUCCCUGGUGGAGCUGCAGAACAGUCUGCUGCUGGUGAAGAUGGACCUGAGGAAGAAGAAUGAAAGCCUGGCCCAGCUGCAGGCCCAGCGGCCCCCCAUGGCCCCCCCUGCCCCGCCCGCCCCGGGCUCCUGCAGGAAGAGGGGGUGCGAGGGCGCGGGGCCCGACGCCGAAAACGUGCACCCCGAAAAGAGGCCCUUCUUCCGCUCCCUCUUCCCCACCCGUACCCCGACCCGGAACAUGCCCACGGCUCAGAGCCCCGCCUCCCGGAAUACGCCCUACGCCCGAAUUCUGCGGUCCCGCCAGCCCACCCCACCCCCCAGCCCCAGCCCCCUCAGACGCAGGGUCAACUACUGA
Megalops cyprinoides (Indo-Pacific tarpon) is the source of this 2876-nucleotide messenger RNA. It is a transcript of the gene kif20a, whose product is annotated as kinesin family member 20A. The record is from RefSeq and is a predicted model, not a curated record. Gene Ontology annotation, molecular function: ATP hydrolysis activity; ATP binding; microtubule motor activity. The transcript has 19 exons. The coding region runs from base 48 to 2876 and encodes 942 amino acids. Gene Ontology annotation, cellular component: nucleus; microtubule; kinesin complex. Gene Ontology annotation, biological process: microtubule-based movement. NCBI's taxonomy places the organism in Eukaryota, Metazoa, Chordata, Actinopteri, Elopiformes, Megalopidae.